Messenger RNA from Miscanthus lutarioriparius, 1650 nucleotides. Lineage: Eukaryota; Viridiplantae; Streptophyta; Magnoliopsida; Poales; Poaceae. The record is from the annotation of a GenBank genome assembly.
AUGAAGCAGCCUACUCCAUCAAGCUUCAAAAAACGCUUGAUUUUGGUAGAGAAACAGAAGGCUCUCUCGAGGUCAAGAGUCAAUGGAAAAGACAGCUUGAAGGAAACACAUGCCUUAGAAAGGAAACGAGAGGCGAAUGAUGCUUUACAACCAACUCAAUUGAAGGCUAUGCCAGGGUUGGUUCCAAAGACAACCGAUAGGUUGGGUCAUUAUAGUGACUCGGCAUCUCGGUUAAAGAAGCGAGCAAGUUCUGAUAAAGACAUCACUAGUGCAAAAUAUAGCACUACAAAAUUGGAGUUCUCAAAGGGUGUAUAUAUGGUUCAUAAGGACAGCUGCAUGACUGAAGGUAAAGACAGACAAGAGGAAAUUGUGAUUGACAAUGACAAAGAAAAUGUGAAAUUUGGUGAAUAUCAUAAGGAGGGAGACACAACGAAGGCAAAACAUACUCUGGAUUCUACAUUGUUAGACAUCCAUUGCAAUUCAGGGAAGCAUCUCUUCAUAUCCAUUUGUAAUUCCAUGUCCAAGAAGAGGAAGAAACCAUUGUCUGCAGAAAAUCCUAAGGCACUCAAUGAUGAUAGUAAUGUUGGAGUACAAGUGGAUACUAUGAGUUGUAAGCAGAUGAAGAAACUCAAACAAUCCAGAGUAACAAGGAAAGAUGGAGCAGGAGAUGGCGGUGGUGAUCUUAAUCAUGUGGGUGUGGAGGAUGACACCGUUGGUUCUUUAAAGAAUGACCAUGCUAAAGUCUCAAUGGCAUCAUGCGUUGAACAACAAUGCUAUAGUUGUUCGAAGCCCAUUGACAAACCUACUUGGAGUGGCAUCUUUAAGACAUAUGAUAAGGAAUACGCAUCAUUGGAUGGACAUUUGUCGACCAAAUCAUGUGAGAAAGCAUGGAGUUUGUCCAAACAAUUGCUUAAAGUGGUUGAAGUGAAAAAGCUUUCGAGGUUCGAGGUGUGGCCUAAGGCAUGGGAGGUAUCAAAACCAAUUGCCGAUGACAUUGGUAUCUAUUUCUUUCCUCAUGAAAUGAGGCAAGACGAAGGCUUGGACCAACUAGUUAGAGAAGUCAUGCAAAAUGAUUUAGCUUUGCGAGCUAUUAUUGCAUUUCAGAGAAAACACUACCCAUGGGGAGUAUUCAAGCAUAGGGAAGACAAAGGUGCUGUGGUUGAAGAACCACUUAAUGCUAUGGGGCACUGUGAGAAGGAAAAGCAGCAAAAUCUUGUCUUAGACCAGCCUAAUCGUAAGCUACCAAGCGAAGAACCAAAUCAAGAAAUGAUUCGAAUGGCGAGCGUCAUACCUUUGGAAGGACAUAUGUUGCCUCCUAAUAAAAGUACUCAAGAAGUUGAAGCUUGCCGUCUCAAAGGACCAACCAACAAGGGCUUUGACCCUAAAGCUCCUAGUGAAGAAGGGGGACAGGCAGAAGGUACUCCUGUUGCUACUGAUGCCGCUGCAUUUCCAGCAAGCCAUGGACAGAUUAACCCUAGUAUGGGACAUACCCCAGGCAGGCUGAUGGGUUUUGUUGUCCGGAAAACUCCAAAACUUGAUCGAAUUAUCCGAGAGAUAGAACAGGAAGGUGCAUUGGUAUUUGCUAUGCAAGGGGAGAUGGUUGGUGCUGGAUCUUGGGCAGCCAGCAAGGGUACUGCCACGCAAAAGUAG